Messenger RNA from Entrophospora candida, 330 nucleotides. The record is from the annotation of a GenBank genome assembly. Lineage: Eukaryota; Fungi; Glomeromycota; Glomeromycetes; Entrophosporales; Entrophosporaceae.
AUUUAUCAUUAAAUGAUCCCAGAAUAUGUCAUGAAAAUAUGUGCAAAUUUAAACAAUUUCUUGAUGGUAUUAAAUAUAGUGGUCCUAUUGCUUGCAUCUACAGACAAUACAAAACUAUCAAUGAAACAGAGCUGGCUGGCAUGAUGGCAAAAUUUGAGGAACUUGACUUAAAAGAUGAUAUAGAUGAUGAUAUUAGAAGUAUUUCAGAUAAUAUGGUUUUGGUUAAUAAUCAUUUUGUUGGAAAUAAUUUAUCAGAAGAUAUAUUAUUGAAGGAUAUAGAAAUAACCAAUAAUGAUGGAAGUGUUAAUUUUUCAGCUUUAAUAGAAUAUU